GUUAGGUAGGGGCGCGGGGAGCCACCAGAGCUGAGCCCACCAUGACCCUCCGCCCGUCACCCAGCCCGACUCUGGCUCCUCUGCUGCUGGCCGUGCUCCUGGGUGGCCCAGUGCUGGCCUCCGAGAUUGUGGGUGGCCGGCCAGCCCAGGCCCACGCGUGGCCCUUCAUGGUGUCCCUGCAGCGGCGUGGAGGUCACUUCUGUGGUGCCUCACUCAUCGCCAGGAACUUCGUCAUGUCCGCAGCCCACUGCGUGAACGGCCUGAACUUCCAGUCCGUGCAGGUGGUGCUGGGGGCCCACAACCUGCGGCAACGGGAGCCCACAAGACAGACCUUCUCUGUGCAGCGCAUCUUCGAGAAAGGCUUCGACCCCACGCGUCUGCUGAACGACAUCGUGAUCCUCCAGCUCAAUGGCUCAGCCACCAUUAACGCCAACGUGCAGGUGGCCCAGCUGCCUGCCCAGGGCCGUGGCGUGGGCAACGGAACUUCAUGCCUGGCCAUGGGCUGGGGCAGGCUGGGCACGAACCAACGGUCACCGAAUGUGCUCCAAGAGCUCAACGUGACCGUGGUGACGAACUUCUGCCGCCGCCGUGUGAAUGUGUGCACGCUGGUGCCCAGGCGGAGAGCGGGCAUCUGUUUCGGGGACUCUGGAGGACCCUUGGUCUGUAACGGGCUUGUCCAAGGCAUCGACUCCUUCAUCCGCGGAGGCUGCGGGUCUGGACUGUACCCAGAUGCCUUCGCGCCUGUGGCUGAGUUCGCAGACUGGAUCAAUUCCAUUAUCCGCAGGCAAGACGACCGCCCCCAUACCCACCCCAGAGACCCUGACAGCAGGACUGUCUAGGACCCGCCUGCCCCCCUGAGGCCGCCAGCCUGAGCUGCUUGUGGCAGCCUCCAAUAAAAGCAACAUUUCCUUCGUA
Messenger RNA from Peromyscus leucopus (white-footed mouse), 915 nucleotides. It is a transcript of the gene Elane, whose product is annotated as elastase, neutrophil expressed. The transcript is spliced from 5 exons. Gene Ontology annotation, molecular function: serine-type endopeptidase activity. Lineage: Eukaryota; Metazoa; Chordata; Mammalia; Rodentia; Cricetidae. Bases 42 to 839 code for a protein of 265 amino acids. Gene Ontology annotation, biological process: proteolysis; acute inflammatory response to antigenic stimulus. The record is from RefSeq and is a predicted model, not a curated record.